UUUACCCUAAAGACAAAUGUUCAUUCCUACAUAAAGCUCCUCUCUUUAGCACACCCCCAGUCUCUUCAUCCACACCGCCCCCUUUCUCUAUCUAUACACAGUCUCUCUCUCUCUCUAAAACCUCUACCAGUCACCUCUCUCUCUCUCUCUCUCUCUGAGGGUCUUUAAGUAUGACGGAACCAUAAUGCAAAUCUUUACAUGCAGAAAAAUCCUUGCUGCUUAUGAAAUUUUGAUAAGUACCAUUCACAUUUAUUGAGGGUAAUUUUUUCUAAUGGCUUGCAGUAACAGUUACGAGCGAACAGCAUCGGACCUUCUCUGUAAUGAAGAAGCCAAAAGCUUGUGCCUUGAUGAUGACGAUCUUGUUGAUCCUUUCAGUGACGUCAGCUGUCAAACAGAUGAUAAUAAAGGCAUGAGCUUUGUUAAUGGCGGACAAGAUUCUGAGCCUUUGGUUCAUUUUCCAUGUGUGAGUGAAGAGAGCAUUGGUUUGAUGGUUGAGAGAGAAAUUGAACACAUGCCCAGAGAUGAUUAUCUCAAUAGGCUCAGGACUGGGGAUUUGGAUUUGAGUGUGAGAAGAGAGGCUGUUGAGUGGAUGUGCAAGGCUAAUGCUCACUACAGAUUUGGAGCACUGUGUUUGUGUUUGGCUAUAAAUUACUUUGACCGAUUUCAAUCUGUGUAUGACCUGCCUAGAGGUAAGACAUGGGUGUUUCAGUUGUUAGCUGUGGCUUGUUUAUCACUAGCGGCCAAAGUGGAGGAAAUUGAAGUUCCUUCCACAGUGGAUUUACAGGUCGGGGAACCAAAAUUCUUGUUUCAAGGUAAAACCAUACAAAGAAUGGAGCUUUUGGUACUGAGCAUUUUGAAAUGGAAAAUGCAAGCUUAUACUCCGUGCAACUUCAUCGACUAUCUCCUCCGGAGAAUGGCGAAAAACAAUGAGUUCCCAUCAGGGCCAUUGAUUACUAGAUCAGUUCAACUGAUCUUAACCGCAAUCAAAGGUAUCGACUUCUUGGAAUUCAGGCCAUCUGAAUUAGCUGCAGCAAUAGUAAUGUAUGUUUCAGGGGAAGAAAUACAGGCAAUGGACAUUGAUAGGAACCUGUCUGGUUUCAUAAGAGUAGAGAAGGGAAGAGUGUUGAAGUGCCUUGAACUUAUUCAGGAUAUGACAUCAAUUAGUAAGAUUUCUUCUUCUUCUACCAUUACUGCAAAUAUGGCUACUGGCAUUGUUCCAUCAUCAGUGCCCCAAAGUCCAAAUGGGGUGUUGGAGGCUGCUAGCUUGAGCUAUAAGAGUGAUGAGAGAAACCCAAAUUCUUCAGAUGCCAAAAGGAGAAGAUUGGACUAAAUGUGAAUAUCAGUUUUGGUGAAAUGGGAGGCUUUGGUAUGAGGUUUCAAAAGUGCCCUUUGAAAG
This is a messenger RNA of Olea europaea var. sylvestris, 1396 nucleotides long. Its product is annotated as cyclin-D4-1-like. The transcript has 6 exons. Gene Ontology annotation, cellular component: nucleus; cyclin-dependent protein kinase holoenzyme complex; cytoplasm. The record is from RefSeq and is a predicted model, not a curated record. Gene Ontology annotation, biological process: mitotic cell cycle phase transition; regulation of cyclin-dependent protein serine/threonine kinase activity. Gene Ontology annotation, molecular function: cyclin-dependent protein serine/threonine kinase regulator activity. The coding region runs from base 272 to 1330 and encodes 352 amino acids. Lineage: Eukaryota; Viridiplantae; Streptophyta; Magnoliopsida; Lamiales; Oleaceae.